Molecule: messenger RNA, 972 nt
Organism: Symbiodinium pilosum
Lineage: Eukaryota; Dinophyceae; Suessiales; Symbiodiniaceae
Source: the annotation of a GenBank genome assembly
GAUUUCCUGCAAGAGCUCGAUAGCACCUUCCCAGAGCUGAGCUACUACAAGCAGGGCCGAAUCCAGACAAGUCCCGGUGUUGAGGAAAUUUCCGACAGCCCAAUGGAGUACUACCGAACAGUCGGGGCCAUCAUCGCCCUAUUGGCGUGCUAUUCCUCUGUCGUUGAGGAAGACUUUGGCCUAGAGUGUGUCUCUGCUGGUGAGCGUGGCCCAAUGAGCAUGGACAAGGUGCCAGGAAAGUUUAUCAACAUGGGCAACAAGAAAGAUGAGUAUAAAGAGUUCUGCCGGAAGUUUGCAGCUCAUAUGACCUGUGAAGAUGACUGGUGGGGCAUGCUCGUUUUCCUUGUGGUGCACGACGUCGGCAAGAAUGAUGGCUUCCGCAGGGUGGUCAACAAUUCCUUACCGGCCGACAUGCGCUCAGAUGAUCACGACCGGGCACUGGCAUGUGCGUUAGCAGAUUCAGAGCUUAAGAUGAAACUGCUGCCCACGGUCUCGAAACUUUCCCCGUCGCGGCAGGAAUCCAUCCUAGCAGGCUUUGCCACCAAUUUUCAGCUCCCACAGUUGGGCCAAGGAGAAAUUGCUUGUAUCAACUUCAGGGGCCUGCUGGAGUUGGACCGGAAGCACUUGAUGAACGGCACGCUGCACUACUACUUCUACCACUCCAUUUUUGACAUCGCAGGUGCAACCUGCAAUGAGAAAUUCAUCUUCCCAAUCGCGAUUCAGCCUGUGUACAUGGGCUUCACAUCCGCCAUGGACGAUCUCAUUACAAAGCUGGUGGACAAUCCGAAGAUUUACGAGCGUACUCUGUACUUCAACUUCCUGUACACCAAUUUUAAGAAGGCAUAUCCUGAGUUCGAAGCGAAAUUUGCGGCUUUGUGCGAGAGCAAGGUGUUUUGCCAUGAAACUGGCCUGGCUGUCCUGCGCGUUUUGGCACUGACCAGAAACACCUACAAGAAUCCAGAGAAGGCGUAG